This is a messenger RNA of Aspergillus tanneri, 789 nucleotides long. RefSeq lists its product as uncharacterized. NCBI's taxonomy places the organism in Eukaryota, Fungi, Ascomycota, Eurotiomycetes, Eurotiales, Aspergillaceae. The transcript has a single exon. The record is from RefSeq and is a predicted model, not a curated record. Bases 1 to 789 code for a protein of 262 amino acids.
AUGGCCGUGUUCGAUAAGGACAAUCGCCCCCGCGGCCUGCGCAUGCCGUCGCUCUCCAUCAAAGGAGGACGGAAGAAGACCGAAUCUCCGCCGCCCGAGGAGUCUCAUUCCUAUCGUCGUCCCAUCCCAGCAUCGACGACGACUACGCGAGAGAAGGAGUUGCCGCGGCCACCCUCGCAGCCGUCCAAGCCAUACGACGACCGGCCGCUACCCCGAUUCCCUCGAGUCCCCGUGCCCCGGCCGGAAGAACCCGCAGCUCCCGUUGUUCUUCAGGAAAGCCCGCCCCAACGACCUGUCUUUGAAGGAGUACCGAAGCAGAGGCAGAUCCCUGAUCGCGGGCUUGACCCCCAACGUGAUAUCGCUGUCGCCGUCGCCGUCGCCCCGGGCCCGACCCCCAUACAACCGCCGGACGACGAGCCGGAGGUUCCGUUGGAGGACUUCAUCCCUGAGCCAGAGCCGGAGCUAGACGGCGAUGAGCCCGAUGCGGCGCCCAUCGAACAGGCGUCCAGCGAGGAGAACGGAGGCCCCUGGACGCCGCCGGAUUUCGAGCCCGUGGCGGCACCGUUGAACAAACUUCAUUUCGCGUGCUACCAGGACCAUCGGUCGAUGCCGCCGGCCAACAAUGUCUGGUAUCCGCUGCCAUGCAUGACGUGUCAGAAAUUCGACCGGGAGGUGCGGUUUCGAUGCGUGUUCUGCUGUCUGCGCGUCUGCAGCGGGUGUUUCCACGCACUGCAGAAAUGUCCUCAUCGUUCGCUGCAAAGAUUCAUGGAGAUGAUUUCCCAGUCAUAA